Messenger RNA from Closterium sp. NIES-65, 708 nucleotides. Lineage: Eukaryota; Viridiplantae; Streptophyta; Zygnematophyceae; Desmidiales; Closteriaceae. The record is from the annotation of a GenBank genome assembly.
AUGGCGCGAGGCACAGCGCGAGUGGUGCAGCAGGCGAGGGAGGUGCGACCGCCGACGACGACGCUGCAGCUGGGCGUGGGCAUGGUGGUGGUGGCCGUGCUCGCCAAGCUCGCCAUGCUUGUGAGUGCCGUGGGGUGCCAUGGGGAGGGGCAUGGGCGCUGCAUGGGGCGUGAGUGGGCGCGUGCAUGGUGGUGGUGGCCGUGCAGGCCAUGCUCUUGCCACGGUGCGGAGUGGGAUGCGAUGGAGAGUGGUAUGGGGAGUGGUAUGGGGAGUGGUAGGGGAAGUGGUAUGGGAAGUGGUACGGGGAGUGGUAUGGGGAGUGGUAUGGGGAGUGGUAUGGGGAGUGGUAUGGGGAGUGGUAUGGGGAGUGGUAUGGGGAGUGGUAUGGGGAGUGGUAUGGGGAGUGUUAUGGGGAUCCAAGGAGAUGGAGAGAGUGGCAUGGCAAGCCAUUGCACUUACCACUUUGCGUCUUCCCCUCCCCUCCUCUCCCCUCCCCCUGACCCUUAUGACGAGUCAAAGGAGACAGAGAGAGUCGCGCGGCGGGCGAGGCGAUUUGCAGAGGAGCAGGAGGAACUGGAGGCGCUGAGUCGGGAGGAGUGGGAUGCGGUGAAAGCGGCGCGGCCUCAGACGCCCUAUGAGAGCGCAUUGACUCGCUCAGGGGCACGCAUCCGCACGGGAUCAUGGCCGUCCAUGGUGGGUGGGGUUUGA